AUGACUACUGACACUUCAUCAUCAGGAGAAAUUCUCACCAAGCUUGACAAUUAUGUCCAAUUGGGUAGUAGUGGACUAGAGGUUUCUCCACUGUGUCUCGGAACUAUGACAUUCGGGCAACAAGAUAAAGCUGAUGACCAAAUAAAGACAUCUAAAAUAGUAUUCGAUAAAUAUUAUGAGUUGGGCGGAAACUUCUUUGAUACCGCAAACUUUGGGAAUGGAGAUAGCGAACGAAUUUUGGGUCAAUAUCUCACUUCGAAACGAUCAAAAGUAGUAAUCAGUUCGAAGUAUAUGACACCUCCAAGCGCUCAAAAAUCAAGUGAUCCAAAUUCUGGCGUUUUGAAUAGAAAAAGUCUGGUGGAAAAUCUGGACGCCAGUCUGAAGCGUAUGGGUAUCGGAUACGUCGAUGUGCUAUACACUCAAAUAUCGGACUAUGGUACAAACGUAGAGAAUGUGCUUAGGGGAUUGGAUGAUACGGUCAGAAGCGGAAAAGCGCUUUAUAUAGCAAUAACUGAUACUCCAGCCUGGAUCAUCAGUGAAGCAAAUGCCAUAUCACGUCUUCGUGGUUGGAGCCAAUUUGUAGCAUUGUCCUCACAAUAUAGUCUUACCGAUCGUUCCUUUGAAUUCGAUCUGAGACCAAUGUGUAUGAAGAACGGGAUAGGGGUCAUUCCAUAUAACGUAAUUUCUUCUGGGUUUUUGACAGGAAGAUAUACAGAAGAAUAUUUAAAAUCAGAUCAAGACUUCCCUGCAAAAAACACUGUUCUCAAGUAUGCGAACAAGAAAAACUGGGGAAUACUGGAGGAAGUGAAAGAUAUAUCAGAGGAAGUUGGAAGAAGUCCUGCUGAGGUUGCAAUCAAUUGGACUCUUCAACAACCAGGUAUUACUUCAUUGGUAGUGGCAGCUAGGAACGAGGGAAUCUUGGACGAGAAUUUGAAGGCCUUGGAAUUCAAAUUGACACCACAACAACUUCUCCGCUUGAACACGACUUCUUCAUCCACCGAAAUACCGUUCCCGCAUUCCUCCCAACCAAAUCCGAUAUACAUUGCUUCUCAGCCAACACCCGAAUACCUUCAUGCACUGGAGCAAUUCAAACCUUAUAGUGUUCAGAGUGGUGAACCAUCAAGCAGCAAAUCUAGAAAACGUGCCCAAUCGGACCCCGAAGGAACUGAGACACCCGUCGAAGAAUCGCAAUCUCUAUACAAGAAGAAUAGACAAUAG
This is a messenger RNA of Acaulospora morrowiae, 1218 nucleotides long. The record is from the annotation of a GenBank genome assembly. Lineage: Eukaryota; Fungi; Glomeromycota; Glomeromycetes; Diversisporales; Acaulosporaceae.